Molecule: messenger RNA, 1202 nt
Organism: Diprion similis
Lineage: Eukaryota; Metazoa; Arthropoda; Insecta; Hymenoptera; Diprionidae
Exons: 2
Coding region: 394-1050 (218 amino acids)
Source: RefSeq, a predicted model, not a curated record
CGUCCUCUAGUUUCUCGGGUCGAAAAAAUCGAUUUUUUUUUUUUUUCAUAAAUCACAUCUACAACAUGUGUAGAAAAUGUGUGCCAAAGGAUUUUUCGAUAUUCGAAGUGGUUCACAAGUUACGGCCCUGGAACGGAGCAGGAGCGCGCGCCAGGCUGCUCCGAAAGCCGAGCAGCGCUGACCAUUGUAUUGAUAUCCCUAAAUCUAACUGCUACCUGAACCUUUUGUGAAUUAGGCCCGAGUAAAGGGGAGCCGAGACCGUUGACAGACGCUUUCGAAUAUUGACUAAGACGCCGUGAAGUUUUAGUUCAGUUUUGCUGUGGCAGUUGCGAAGCGUACUAUAUUUUCUCUUGCGAGUCGCACGUAGCUGAUUUUUUGAAAAUAAUUUUCAAAAUGUUCAAGAAAGGAAGUAGAGACGCCCCGGCUCGUUACGAUCGACCUAAAAAGCGAAAAUUCGCAGGCAACCGACACACUUUUGAACAAGACAAGUCGUUUACAUCGGCGUCAGCGACGAAACUUCGUCAAAAUAAACAUUUUGAAGUGACCGUUGAACAGACUGUUUUGUAUUGUAUUUUGAAUUUUGUGAGUGUAUUUUCAACCAUUUCUUCGGCUGUUAUUUGUAAAGAGUGCAAAAGUACGGUGACUUUCCAUCAACGUGAUAUACGAGGAUUGGGCUUUAAAAUUUCUAUGGCGUGCAAGUGUGAGAAAGAAAAAGAAAUAGAUUCAUGCCCAAAAAUCUGGACUUUUGCUCCGAAGCACCUCCAUUCUGGGCCAAAAGUGGUUGAAAUCGCCACGUUUCUCGCUGUCAUAAUCUUCAACGCAGAAUUCGAAGCUAUCCUGAAGACCUUGGAAACCAUGGGAGUGAAAAUCGGCCCACAAGCUAAAGGAUAUGUUCAACAGCGUGAUAGCUUUCGGAUCGACCGUUCAGAAAGGCGCACGAGCGAUGUUGUAAAACAGGCCCGAAUCGCGAAAAGAGAAGACAGAGCAGCUCUGCGUGACUUCCAAAAAGAAGAGGAAGGCCUAUUGUAUGGUCCAGGCAUAGCAGAUUGACGGUGAGAUGAAAUUUUUAGUAUAAAUCACAUGCGCGAACUUUCAAACGCGUUUUUCUCGAAACACCAUUUUUCGAAACGGUAACCACGAUAUUUCAGAAACUAUUGCACCGAUCUUGUUCAAAUUUAUACAGCAUCUUUAAUAUGUUAUAA